UCUAUAAGUAACAAAAGGAAUAAUAUUUAAUGACAAAGCCGCUUCUAUUUGUAAGCAAAUUCCCUUUCGUUUGCUGACAGUCUUAAAUCGUGAUUUGAAUGUCGCAUGUUCAAAUGACACUACUGGUUUCCACUGCCGAAAACAUGUUUUUGGUAGCUGUGUACGCCACUGUUUUCUCUAGUUACAAGAACUUUGUGAUUUUUAGCGAAUUUUUGGAGGCCACUCUACGAUUUUUACAUUUGAAUUCUAGAUUAAUGAAAUGCUAAUACUGCAUCAAAGUCAUGGUUCUCGGAGAAACGUGGACAUGAUGACGUGGUGUUUGCUUAUUGGCACUGGAACGUAUCUAAUUGAUGCUAUAGUUGACGACGCUGUUAGCAUGGAAGUGUAGAUGCUAAAUGAUGGAAACGAACUGAUUCUUCGGCAACGCUUAGUACCUGUAUUGCACGGUGCACAAUUCUCAAACUAUACCGCACUACCGCAGUCAGUUAAAUAACCACAGAGUUUACCUUCAAAAUUCCAAAGAUUCAUAUAAUCGUGUUUACAGAGAAGUCUGGUUGUUGUCAUGUGUGAAGUUGUUAUAGGUUUUUCAUAUUGAAGCUUCUAAUGAUGUAUAUUUUUUGUUUCACGUUUUUGACAGAUGUAAUAUCAGCAUCUUCCUCGGACUCGUCAUGCAGUCAAUUUGAACAGAAUUCUUUCUGUGAUUUGACGUGAGGUUUCAAAUAAUGCAGGACAUUCCAAUAUUUGUUUGUAGGCCAUCAUAUAAACAAAUAUGAACUCGAUAAGUAUUGAUAUUGAUGGAACGGUGUCCGAUUUUAGGACAUCUAAAUCUGACAGUUCCUGCCUGAAAAUAAAUUCCGUGAACAGUGCUGGCUAUCUAUAUAAUUGCUGCUUGCUACUGAUCACUGUAAUUGUUUUAAGCAUAAUUCUAUUUGAAUUCAAAGAAUAUGUUAGAGCAUUGCUAAUGUGGGUUGAGUCACAAGAUCAAGUUGUUAUAUACUUAAUUUUUACUGUGCUGUUCGUUCUAGUUUCCUUCCCAUUCACUUGGGGGUACACAGUUCUUGUUUUCGCUACAGGUUACGUUUUCGGAAUAAUUAGAGGGCUAGUAACAGUUUUAUUCGCAGCAAACAUUGGUGUAGUUGUCGCACAUUUUGCAGUUAGACUUGUACACUAUAAAUUUCCAUUAACAAAGCUUAUCCAGAAUGACAAAAUUCAAGCUGUGCUCUCUGUGAUAUCGGGAUCUAAAGCAUUUAGAGUUGCAGCCUUUUCUCGCUUGACCCCAGUGCCUUUCGGAGUACAGAAUUUAAUAUUUGCAGUCAGCAAUAUUAAUACGAGAAUAUAUUUCAUAGCAUCUUUUAUUGGUAUGAUACCAGCGCAAGUCAUAAAUGUGUAUCUGGGAAGCUCAUUGAGAUCAAUGGAGGAAGUUUUGUCCCACAAAUCAACAGCCACCACAGCUAUCAUUGUGUUUUUUCAAAGCGAACCAGGACUGCUCAUCAGUUGGUAAUGCAGCUUUCCGUGUAGCCAGUGUGUGGAUAGUUUCAGAUCACGGUUGGUGUGUGCCUCAUGGCUUAUGUAUUGACAAAAGCUCGUCAAGAGUUAAGGAAAGCACUAUAUAGUACAUCGUAUAGUCAGGUGGCAUGAUUCUUGUUAGUUACCAUUGACACACAUGGUACAUUACACCACAGCACUGAAAUCAAAUUUUUGAAAGACAUAAUCAGUAUUGUUUUAUAUUUAUUGAUUUAGAACUGCUUUUUGCUUAGUUUUAAUACAGAAUGAAUCAGUCAGUUCAAUCUUUCUGUUGUAUAAUUUUCUAUUUCUUUUUUAUUUAUUUUGGUAUUAAAUGUCACACUUUGGUUAUUUAUAUGUAAACUAUGGGGAUAUUGAAAAAGUAUAGUUUUACAUGAAUUGCAUGUGUAUAUAUAUAUUCACAACUUCUGUGUUUUCACAGGAACUUGUUAUAAACUGAAUGCUGUUAAAUCUGUACCUACUCAUUGCACUACAUGACGAUUGGUCAGACACUGAUGACAUUUUUAUUUUCAGUUAAUGUUUCAGGCAGCUUGCUGAUCGAAAUAUUUUAAGGGCUGUGAUUGUGCCAAAGAUAGGUCAGGUAUUAAUUACAUCCAGGAAAACAUUUUUUGUGUAUGUUUACUUACACAAAUACAAGUAUUUACAAGAAGUCGUCUUAUAAAUCCUGUUAUGUUGUCUUUUGUUAUUGCAGCAUAAUUUUAUGGAUAUAUUAGGAUGUGAUAAAAUCAGAUUGAUAAACACGUGUUACAUAUAAAUGUUUGUUAUAACUAUAAAGGGAAAUAAAUUUGUAGACUCAUAGGAUGAGGUCAAAAUGAUUGUGCCAUUUUUGUUUGUAGUUCAGUUUUUAGUGCUUUGUUUUUUCUACAUAUUUUGUCAAAACUUUGUCAAGUACAGAAAUUGUAAAAUCUACAUCUUCUUUGGUGAUGCACAUCGGUGGUUUAAUGCGGAAUACCUGCGAACAAUAAGAUAUGAUUACAGCACUAUUUGUGAAAGCAUUUAAUUACUUUGUGCCUUCAAUAAAUGAACAUAUUUAUUGUUAA
Molecule: messenger RNA, 2564 nt
Organism: Schistocerca nitens (vagrant locust)
Lineage: Eukaryota; Metazoa; Arthropoda; Insecta; Orthoptera; Acrididae
Product: transmembrane protein 64
Exons: 4
Coding region: 770-1501 (243 amino acids)
Source: RefSeq, a predicted model, not a curated record